Aspergillus eucalypticola CBS 122712 is the source of this 1647-nucleotide messenger RNA. RefSeq names its product putative mitochondrial carrier protein. The transcript is spliced from 5 exons. Lineage: Eukaryota; Fungi; Ascomycota; Eurotiomycetes; Eurotiales; Aspergillaceae. Gene Ontology annotation, biological process: magnesium ion export from mitochondrion. The coding region runs from base 1 to 1305 and encodes 434 amino acids. The record is from RefSeq and is a predicted model, not a curated record. Gene Ontology annotation, molecular function: magnesium ion transmembrane transporter activity.
AUGCCCGAAGGAUCUUUUUUUAUCAUCGAGAGGUGCGAUGCUCCCAACUCCCCUCUCCCGACCAGUUCGCUCGCCGCAUCCCAACCCCCGUGGUCUGGUCCGCACCACGAUCCGGUGGGUUGCGGUAUCCUUGCAAUGAGCUUGACCUCGCGCGUCUUGGGCCUGUUCACGACGACAGAGACACCGUCUACCGAUCCCCCUUCCCCUGCGUCGGCCUCUCAGUUCCCGAACGUUGCUCCCGCUAGCAGCGACCAUGUCUUCCAUUCUGCCGGUCCGAUAAGCGCAUCCAGCGACCAUAAUGCUCAGAAGGCUACGUCCCUUGCGGACGAGGAGGAGCCUCGGCCUCCCUAUCUACAUGCUAUGCUGGCUGGAGGUACCGGUGGUACCUGCGGUGACAUGCUCAUGCAUUCGUUAGAUACGGUGAAGACUCGACAGCAAGGCGAUCCCCACUUCCCUCCGAAAUAUACCUCUAUGACCUCGUCGUAUGCGACCAUCUAUCGACAAGAGGGAUUCUUCCGUGGUCUGUACGGUGGUGUGACACCGGCGCUGUUUGGCUCUUUCCCUGGAACGGUCAUCUUCUUUGGUGUCUACGAGUUCACCAAGCGAAAGAUGAUAGACUCUGGGAUCAACCCCAAUAUUGCGUACCUGUCUGGAGGUUUCUUCGCCGACUUGGCUGCCUCCAUCGUAUACGUUCCCUCCGAGGUUUUGAAGACGCGGCUGCAGCUGCAGGGACGCUACAACAACCCUCAUUUCAACUCGGGAUACAACUACCGCUCGACCACGGAUGCUCUACGCACGAUUGUUCGCCAGGAGGGGUUUUCCGCCCUCUUCUACGGAUACCGGGCGACCAUCUAUCGUGACCUUCCUUUCUCGGCCCUGCAGUUCGCAUUCUACGAGCAAGAACAACGGUUGGCGAAGGAAUGGGUGGGCUCGCGAGACAUUGGACUGCCUUUGGAAAUUAUGACUGCGGUUACGGCUGGUGGAAUGGCAGGUGUGAUGACUUGCCCGAUGGACGUUGUCAAGACGCGGAUCCAGACGCAGCAGAACCCGGAAAGCUUGAGCUCGACCAAGUCGGCGGCAUCGACGUCGGUCGCGCCGCCCGGGGCUCCCCGUCUGGAUACCUCGUCUUUUUUCACUGGCUUGAAGAUGAUCUACCAGACCGAGGGCAUUGCCGGGUGGUUCCGCGGAGUCGGACCCCGCGGAGUGUGGACUAGUAUUCAAAGUGGAACAAUGCUGGUCAUGUACCAGUACCUUUUGAAGAAACUGGAAGCUUACCAGGGGGUGGAAGACCUGAGCCCUUUGUGAGGGUAGGCUUCUAACUUUGCAUUGAAGAUUUGGCAUCUGCGAGCCGAUAGUGAGAUUACUAUCAGCGGGUGUCUGGGACACACGGUGGGGUGUCCGCUGUAGAUAAAAAGAAAAGAGCGCACCACAACCGGAGCAUGAGCAUGAGCAUGAGCAUUAUAGACGGGUAUGUUGGAAGGGCGACCGGACGGGAGUGGUAUGAUUUUUACUUUGUUCUUUCUUCUUUUUCUUUCUUUUCGGCUUCUUGUCUUCUAAUUAUUGGAUUCCCAUUCCCCUCCUGUCGUUUUCCCCGCAUGUUGAGAGCUUGCAUGAUUGCAUGAUCGGGUGGUUGUGGUUCAGGGCGCG